AAGGCGCUGACUAUACGUGUGUAUUCAGCCCCUAGCAGUCUUCGCUUCAGAAGCCACAGAGCAACGCGAUUCCUGAAAUGGCUCUUCGUAUUACAAGGAGCGCUCGCUUGGCCAGUAGCGAGAACCAAAAUGCUAUUGCUGGGAAAGCAGUCAUUGGAAAUAAGCCUGCUCUCAGGCCAAGAGCUGCGCUCGGUGAAAUUGGGAACGCAGUCCUCCCACGGCAGCCUAUAAAGAAAAAGGAUGUGAAGCCUGUACCCGUGGUGGUUGAGAAGAAAGCUCCUGAGCCUGUUAAGCAACCAAAGCAGUCACCCGAAGUUGAACAUGAGGUUCAGAUUCUGUCAGAGCCUUCCUCUCCUGUACCCAUGGAAACCUCUAGCUGUGCACCAGAGGACCUCUGCCAGGCUUUCUCUGAUGUACUGCUCAAUAUCAAAGAUGUAGAUGCUGAUGACUAUGACAAUCCCAUGCUUUGCAGUGAAUAUGUAAAGGACAUCUACAAAUACCUCCGGCAACUUGAGGCUGAUCAGGCUGUCAGGCCACGGUAUCUGGAAGGAAGGGAAGUCACUGGGAACAUGCGUGCCAUCCUUAUUGACUGGCUUGUCCAGGUUCAGAUCAAAUUUAGGCUACUGCAGGAGACCAUGUACAUGACUGUGGCAAUCAUUGACCGCUUUCUUCAAGAUCAUCCAGUUCCCAAGAAGCAGCUCCAGCUUGUUGGUGUAACUGCCAUGUUCAUUGCCUCAAAGUAUGAAGAAAUGUAUCCACCAGAGAUUGCAGACUUUGCCUUUGUGACAGACCGUGCCUACACUACUGCUCAGAUCCGUGAGAUGGAGAUGAAGAUCCUGAGAGUCCUACAGUUCAGCUUUGGUAGACCUCUCCCUCUCCAGUUCCUUCGAAGGGCUUCAAAAAUUGGAGAGGUUACAGCAGAGCAACACACUUUGGCCAAGUACUUUGUAGAGCUCACCAUGGUGGACUAUGAUGUGGUGCACUUUCCUCCCUCUCAGGUUGCCAGUGCUGCAUUUGCUCUCAUGCUAAAGGUCUUCCAUUGUGGGGAAUGGACUCCUACUCUGCAGUAUUACAUGGGCUACACGGAGGACAACCUGAUUCCAGUAAUGCAGCAUAUUGCAAAGAAUGUUGUAAAGGUCAAUGAGGGGCUCUCAAAACACCUGGCUGUUAAGAACAAGUACUCCAGUCAGAAGCAAAUGAGGAUUGCCUCAAUCUCUCAGCUCAAGUCAUCAUUGAUUAAGGACCUUGCCAAGCAGGUCUCCUAGUGAGAUUUGAAGAGGACCCUAGCACUGUGUGCUGACUGUAAAUUGUAACUUAAUUGCAUGCUUUUACUUUCCUAGACUUUUGUGGAAUCUCAUUUUAAGGUUAUGCUUUUUACCAGCGUUUUUCACUGCCAUUUGUAAAUGUAACCAGUUGACUCAAACUGUGCAAUCUUGUACAUUUUAAAUUGCAAUAAAUCUGAUUACAGGUACAUGUCA
Messenger RNA from Pygocentrus nattereri (red-bellied piranha), 1478 nucleotides. RefSeq names its product cyclin B1 (gene ccnb1). Gene Ontology annotation, molecular function: cyclin-dependent protein serine/threonine kinase regulator activity. The coding region runs from base 78 to 1265 and encodes 395 amino acids. The record is from RefSeq and is a predicted model, not a curated record. Gene Ontology annotation, cellular component: nucleus; cyclin B1-CDK1 complex; mitochondrial matrix. Lineage: Eukaryota; Metazoa; Chordata; Actinopteri; Characiformes; Serrasalmidae. Gene Ontology annotation, biological process: mitotic cell cycle phase transition; mitotic metaphase chromosome alignment; regulation of cyclin-dependent protein serine/threonine kinase activity. The transcript is spliced from 9 exons.